AAACUUAAUGGCGUGCAGGGAGCCACCUCAAACUGCGAUCGUCAUUAACUUGUUGAUUGGCGAUUUGGUUCAGGAUGCCGUUAACGAGCCGCUUAAACUUUCCGAGCAGAAGAACACUUGCCAGCGGCUCUUCGACAUUUUGGGCUUUCAGGCUGACGAGUGUUUCGAGGACGCGGAAGGCAGUGAUGUGGCUACUACACCCAAUUCGAGUACCCUUCCGACCAAUUUAAAAUCGCAUUCAGUCGAACCCAAGCAAAGAAAUUGGUACGGUUGGAUUUCAAAAGCAUUGGCAGAAGACAAUUCCGAGGACGAUGUUGAGAUAUUCAGGAAGGACGAAGGGGGUGCGCUUAAAACUUUCGACUCGAUUGCGGUGCAGACGGAGCAGCCGCGACUGCGGAUGAGAUCGUGUCCUGGGGAACGCCUGCCAAACCUUGCCCCCUGCGAGCUGACUCGCCAAACCAUCUUCAUCGAUGCCGUUUCCAUGCCCAUGCCGAAUAUUUUGGGUCGGGCGCCAUUGGCUGAUCGCUUUUGCUAUAUGUUGACCGAUUUCGCAUCGGCGCUAUAUUGUAGUCUCGCCAUCAUGUGUUGUUGCACCCCCAAUGUGUUGAGAUAAAUUAAAGUGCAAGGCGUUUGCUGAA
Messenger RNA from Drosophila elegans, 638 nucleotides. RefSeq lists its product as uncharacterized. The record is from RefSeq and is a predicted model, not a curated record. NCBI's taxonomy places the organism in Eukaryota, Metazoa, Arthropoda, Insecta, Diptera, Drosophilidae. The transcript has 2 exons. The coding region runs from base 8 to 613 and encodes 201 amino acids.